This is a messenger RNA of Phytomonas sp. Hart1, 1413 nucleotides long. NCBI's taxonomy places the organism in Eukaryota, Euglenozoa, Kinetoplastea, Trypanosomatida, Trypanosomatidae. The record is from the annotation of a GenBank genome assembly.
AUGAAGCCUGAUUUCAAAGGCUCCAUGAUGCAAUGCAAUUCAAAAAAUAUUCUCACUGAUGAAAAGAAACAACUGCUGCGUAAGCAGAUAAUCCCCGACGCGAUACAGAUGCACAAGGACCGCCUGCUGGUGCAACCGCUCAAAGAUAGCAUCCUUGUUGAACACUUCACUGGAGAUGUUUGCUCUCACUUUACGAUUCCCCAGUCUCACCACGACACCGGUGUACCGGAUACCGAUUUCGUGCUGUAUGUAGCGGCGGGACCAACUGUACCUGGUAAUCUUGCGUGGGCAAUCACGUGCCAAUAUGACCCCAGCGGCCGCCCCCUGGUGGGUGCUUCCGAUUUUGGGUCCGUAUACACUAUGGAUAUUAUUCAUUCCACACGUAUUCUAACGCACGAGAUAUUGCAUGCGUUGGGAUUUGAAAUUGAAUUUUUAAAAAAACGAAAUAUGGUUGAUACUGUGUCUGUUCGUAAUAAACCAGCAAGUUAUGUUCUGAAGUCGCCCAAAGUGGUGGAAGUCGCGAGGGCUCAUUACGGGUGCAGUACUAUGAAGUUCAUGGAGUUGGAGGAUACAGGUGACACGGGGUCUGUCGGCUCACACUGGAAGAUGCGCAACGCAAAGGACGACUUAAUGGCUGCUGUGAAGUCUGCAAGUUUCUACACUGCCAUCACCAUAGCAGCGAUGGAGGACACGGGCUACUACAAAGGCAACUACCGCAAUGCUGAAAGCAUGGCAUGGGGUAAGAAUGCCGGUUGUGUGCUCUUUGAUAAGAAGUGCGUUAUUGACGGUGUGUCGCAGGUGCCGGAGAUGUUCUGUGAAGCUAAAGUUGCUUCAAAUAGUGAGUACAGGUGUACAUCAGACCGGAUGGGAAUUGGUAACUGCAUGAUCAAGCAUCAUUCAAGCUUGCCAAUAUAUUUCCAGUACUUCCCCGAUCCAACAAUCGGUGGUACUGAAGACUGGAUGGAUUACUGCCCGAUCAUAAAAGCAUAUUCAAACACUAUGUGCUUAAAUGGAGAUGCAAAAAUAUUGUCUGGUUCUGUGUUUUCAGAAUCUGCGCGAUGCUUUUCAGCCGUCUCGAGCACUCAUCUCCAGAUAAGCGAUGGCCAAAAUAUGCUCUCUAUUUGCGCAGACGUGCAGUGUGACAAGGACACUUCGAGGUACCGUGUGCGCGUGAAGGGUGCCAGUGAUUUCGUGGACUGUCCACCCGGAAGUACCCUUGUGCUUUCGGACUACAGUGCUGAGUUCUGGUCUGGUGCAAUCACCUGUGCACCAUACGAGGAGAUGUGCCUUAAAGCUUAUUAUUACAACAAAAAUCAACAGGUUUCUACUUCCGAUACGACUAUUAUUGCGUAUAAGUUUACAUACACUCUUGUUGCAGCGAUGACAGCAAUGAUUGUUCUCGCUGAAUAUUGA